Molecule: messenger RNA, 2948 nt
Organism: Cynara cardunculus var. scolymus (artichoke)
Lineage: Eukaryota; Viridiplantae; Streptophyta; Magnoliopsida; Asterales; Asteraceae
Product: F-box protein At5g07670-like
Exons: 4
Coding region: 269-1732 (487 amino acids)
Biological process (GO): SCF-dependent proteasomal ubiquitin-dependent protein catabolic process
Cellular component (GO): SCF ubiquitin ligase complex
Molecular function (GO): protein binding
Source: RefSeq, a predicted model, not a curated record
GAGAGGGAGAGAGAGAGUUUUACUUGGAAGCUUCAAUCUCUUUUAUAAAUGAAAUUCAUGUUGAAGCUUCAAGAAAUCCACUUGGUUUUCGUAAAAUCUUGAAGAAUCAGAGGGUAAAUGCGGCAAGAAAAAAGUUUGGGAAUUGGGAGACCAUCAUUUCAAACCCAAACCCUAACCCUAACUCCAGCGAAUCCUUCAUUGCCAUUGAAGGAAACCCUUAAUCAGCUGGCUGGAAGACGCACAAGCUCUCAAGAAUGAGAUUCUCAACAUGAGGUUUAAGUCUCUUUCAGAUUCAAAUACCCCCCCUUCCGAACCUGAUGAAUCCCCAACCCUAGAUAAAGGUAGUCCCAUUUCGGUAACCCCAGAUUUCACGUCUUUGCUUUCGGAUCAAAUUUUGAUUCUCAUACUCUCUAAUCUCACAAAAGCACAACAAAUUUCUAGUUGUUUGGUUUGUAAACGAUGGUCGAGGAUUAGCGGUGGUCUAGUUAAAUCGUUGCGAUUAUUGGAUUGGGAUUUUCUUGAUUCUGGUAGGCUUGCUCAUCGCUUUCCUAAUCUUCUUGAUGUUGAUAUUGUUCAAGCUUGCAUAAUAUCCCCUCGUAAUUCGGGUAUUUGUUUGAGUAAUAAAUUUGUGUCUAUUCAUGUUAAUUCGUUCAUAUCAGAUACUGGGUUUAUUUGGAAACCCCAUUUUUUGGGUGCUGGUUUGAUUGAUAGAGGGGUUCAGAUUCUUGCUCAAGGUUGCCCUAAUUUGCGUAGGCUUGUGUUGCUUGGUGCAAGUAAAGAAGGAUUGGCCUCUGUUGCAAAUGAGUGUUUAGCUUUACAGGAACUAGAGCUAUGUUCCUGUACGGAUAUGGAUUUAAAAGGGCUUUCAGGUUUUAGGAAUUUACAGAUUUUGAAGCUCAUUGGUUCUGUUGAUGGGCUAUAUGAUUUGGUGAUUUCAGAUAUUGGGUUGACAAUUUUGGCUCAAGGGUGUCCAAGAUUACUGAAGCUUGAGCUUGUUGGUUGUGAAGGGAGUUAUGAUGGGAUCAAAGCAAUUGGUCAGUGUUGCCAAAUGAUGGAAGAAUUGACCCUUUGUGACCAUAGAAUGGAAGGUGGGUGGUUAGCUGCAUUAUCAUAUUGCACGAAUUUGAAGACUUUAAAGUUUCAAUCUUGCAAAUUUAUCGAUCAAAGUCCAGGGCCUGAUGAGCAUUUAGGUUCUUGUCCCACCCUUGAAGAAUUACAUUUGCAGCGGUGUCAGUUGAGAGAUAAGCAGGGUUUGGGAGCAUUGUUUUUGGUUUGUGAAGCUGUUCGGGAGCUGGUUUUUGAGGAUUGUUGGGGAUUGCACAACAAUACAUUCAGCGCUGCAAGUAUUUGUAGGAGAGUGACGUCUCUGUCUUUGGAAGGAUGCUCGUUACUUACAAUGGACGGUUUUGACCCUGUAGUUCUUUCAUGGAAAGAGCUUAAGAGACUUAAAGUAGUUUCUUGUAACAACAUAAAGGACAGUGCUAUGACACCUGAAUUAGCAACCCUUUUUUCCGUUCUUAAAGAGUUGAAAUGGCGUCCAGAUUCCAAGUCUAUUCUCUCAUCAGGUCUUGAUGGUAGCGGAAUAUGGCAGAAAGGUGGCAAAAGUGUUACCCUCUUGGCUAUGGGUUCCCAGGUCUUAAAAUGGCGCAAAUCAGGUAUGAACAUCGAGCGAUUUGACCAUUUAAUGCACCAAAAUGGUUGGGAGUCUUGGGGAGUUUGCUGCGGAUCCUGAUUCAUGCCCAAUUGCAAGUGUUCGUUCCUUGAUUAAAAGGUAUGUGAACGUUUUACACUUUCUUGCACGUGGCUGCUUUAGUGACACGUUUAUUUUAAGCAUUCGACUAAUAGUUCAACAAUGUGUUGUGUUAAACAUCAUGAUAUGUGUGUGGCAUAGAAUGUCAACGAAUGUGAAGAAGCCAAUAAUCAGUAUAACAACUGGUUUGCUAGCAGAAAACAUUAGGUUUUUGGCUUAUUGAGAUAGAAUAGUGUCAAAAUUUCAAGGGUAAAGCUCAUAGAAAACCCAAUGGUUCUACUAAUGAACUUCUUUUUAAUUGGUAACCGUUGUGUCUGCGCAGCUUAAGCGCAUCUCGACCAAUCCCAUGGGACUCGGAAGAUAACAACCAAAAUAUCCACUAGCAACCUACAGGGAGGAGCUGUAAAGUCUGACAUUUAUAUGUUAGUUGAGCUAGCCGUCAAGGUUUAUUAGUAAGGUUUACUAAUCAACUUCUUGCAUGUACAAAGGGUCUUCACUCCAAUGUUCAGUAAGAGUGUUUGGUAUGUGGAACAGAAUGGGAUACGACUGGAGAAUAACUUCUUGUCCCAUGUUUGGUGCGAUAUCAGGGUGAUAGGACAAAGUUGGUAAAUUACUAAACUACCAAAGUCUAGUUAAAAUCUUAAAACAUUGCAUACCUACCUCACACUUUUCAACUCGAAUUAUGCAUUCCUUUGUUUUGUUAGUUCAAUUGGUUUUUGCCUCUUGGUGUAGAUUGGUUCAAUAAAUUGGUUGAUGACACCGGGAUAGGCUUGAGCCAUGGUGUGUGUUUGUUCGGUUUCCCAUUUGAAGGUGGGUUUAGAGGUGGGAUAUAUACAAACUUAUCCUGAAUCUGAACUAGUAGAGCAGUUCUUUUCGUGAAUAUCUGUCUGAACUUUUUUCUUUGUUUCUUGAGAAUGUUACCUACAAAUCGUUUCCUACCUUUUAGACUAAAUCCAAGUUUGUUAUAGCUUUUUGGAGUAAAAAUAUUUGAAUCCUUAAAUUUCUCAAAUUCGUUUCUUUGACAAUGAACGGUUUACAUUAGGUGCGAAGUGAUAUUGACAUCAAUCUUGGAUCAAACGACUCGCAAGUGUAAUAUUUUAACAUGUUUUUUGAUGUCGGAUUUCAAGUUUCAUUGAUCAUCUGCAAACUUUCCGUUACGUACAAAUAAAUAAAUCUGUGAGACAAAACGCUUCGAAAU